Molecule: messenger RNA, 1065 nt
Organism: Ogataea angusta
Lineage: Eukaryota; Fungi; Ascomycota; Pichiomycetes; Pichiales; Pichiaceae
Exons: 1
Coding region: 1-1065 (354 amino acids)
Source: RefSeq, a predicted model, not a curated record
AUGAUGUGGAGAUACUUGUGGUCUAGAAAUGAGGUAGCGGUCAAUGUUCCAAGAUACCAGGGGGGUGAAGACGAAGAUUCUGUUGAUCUUCAGAUCAAGUCAUUGAUGUAUAUGUUUGAGAGACUGAAGGUGUAUAACUUUGCGCCUUUUAUCAAAAUUUCGGACUCAGGAAAGCUUUCAUUUGACUGGCUUUCAAAACCCGAUGCACCGCUUCAUCCUGAUGUGAUUAUCAACGACAAAUUGGACUCAGUUUAUAACAUCCAAUCGUUCAAGAAGAUCCUCCUUGACGACCCUUAUCGAAUUCUAAUUGACUAUUGCAAGAACAAAUUUAGGUCAUAUUUGAUUCUAAGCGAUAAUCCUAAAGAGUUUCCAGAGCUGCCUGAAUUUAUGGCUCCAGACUUCCACUUUACGAUUUUGAAAGCCAACUCUUCGGACAAAGACUACAUUGAUGUGCUGGUCAACAAGUCUGAUAUAUACAAGGAACACAAUAUCAGCCAACAAGUUAAGAUAGAUAUUGCGAGGGAGAUCAUAUAUGCGCAAAGAACUUGCUCCAAUGAAAAGAAUUUCAAUAAGAAUGAUAGAGCAAAGAUCAUUAAAUUGUAUGUUCAGAAACUUGCAUUCCACAUACAGGUGGAAAGAAUCUAUAAGGCAACUUUGAAGUCGAAAGAACAGGUGCUUCGAAGUACGAGGGUUCCACUAUCAAAUGCUUGCAGACCGAGGGGUUUCAAAACUCAUAGGUCUGUAGUCAACCUGCAAAUCGCUCAGCCGCUGAAAUCCACCAAUCGCAAUACAUUACGUGCUAAGCCAUCCAUGUCAAUUAUGAAACUUGAUAAUGUGUACUCCGAAAGUACACAAGAAUCGGAUUCAUCGGACACUCUGAUAUCAUCUGGGACAUCAGAAACGGGAAGCGAUGACUCUCUGGACACACUUUUUCCUGUAGUCGGUAUGCGCUCCUCCAAAUGCUUCACGGAAGAAGAGAAAAGUUUUACGUACGAACAAAGCAAAUUAGCAGUCAGAAUAAGGGUUGAACGCGAAAGAGCUCACUUGAAAAAGUCACACGCAUAG